UUUCAUCAUCUCGUAGCGUCGCCGUGGCCCUGUCGUGUGCGCGUCGAAAAUAUUUACUACGCGCCGGGAGUGCGUGGCGAGGCGCGUGUGCUGAGCGGAGUGUUCACGUUUCGGCGACUUUUGGUCGGGUUUACGAACACAGGCCGACUCGAGGCGAAGGCUGCCGUGCUGCAAAAGUGAUUUUAUGGUGCUUUACUGUUAACGCUCGUCAUCAGGACUGUCGAUGUCGCGCGUUGCGUAAACCGUCAUCUCCGCGGUGUUGCUUCUUCGUCGGGAAAGAAGAGAAAAGAGCAGAAAAAAGAUACUCUCGCAUAAGCAACGCGACGCGGAGAGAGAGAGAGAGAGAGAGAGCGGGUGAGCGCGUCGGGGCGCAACGGUUCUCUAGAGCAUAAAUGGCACUGCUAUUCACCAGCAUGUGGGACUCUACAAUGUUCCUGAGCACCUUAACCCCAAAAUUCUACGUCGCCCUUACCGGCACAUCGUCCCUCAUCUCUGGACUGAUUCUCAUCUUCGAAUGGUGGUACUUCAGAAAGUACGGCACUUCGUUCAUCGAGCAGGUAUCGUUGAAUCAUAUCUCGCCGUGGAUCGGCGGCGGUGACAGCACCAACGACGGCAACAACUCUAGCCUGAACGGCUCCGGUGCCUCGAAUCAACAGAACGUACCAGAGUGUAAGGUAUGGCGUAAUCCGAUCAAUCUGUUCAGAGGCGCGGAGUACCAGAGAUUUUAUUGGGCCACCAACAAGGAACCACUGACGUAUUAUGACAUGAAUCUGUCAGCUCAAGAUCAUCAGACGUUCUUCACGUGCGAAGGUGACACAGGUAAAGCAGAAUAUGAAAUUAUGCAGACAGCUUGGAGGGAGCGGAAUCCAGUAGUAAGGAUAAAAGCUGCACACAGUGCUCUUGAUCGUAAUCCAGACUGUGCCCCAGCAUACAUCCUCCUCGCAGAAGAGGAAGCUAUUACUAUCGUAGAGGCUGAGAAGAUUCUGAAACAAGCAUUGAAAGUUGCAGAGAAUAAUUACAGGAGGUCGCAGAAUACCCAACACCAGGGCUCCAUAGCCGAGGCGAUACAUAGACGGGACACAAAUGUAUUAAUCUACAUCAAGAGACGAUUGGCGAUGUGCGCACGGAAGUUAGGAAAACUGAAGGAAGCGGUGAAGAUGUUUCGCGACCUCACGAAGGAGGUGCCGCCGAUCAUGAAUGUUUUGAACAUCCACGAGAAUCUGAUAGAGACCCUCUUGGAAAUGCAGGCGUAUGCGGACGUGCAAGCGGUAUUAGCCAAGUACGACGACAUCAGUCUACCGAAAUCAGCGACCAUCUGCUACACAGCAGCGUUGUUGAAGGCGAGACUGGUGGCGGACAAAUUCUCGCCUGACGUCGCCAGCAAACGGGGUUUAACCACUGCUGAGAUGUCAGCAGUGGAGGCAAUCCAUCGGGCAGUGGAGUUCAAUCCACAUGUACCUAAGUAUCUCUUGGAAAUGAAGCCGCUCAUCUUGCCGCCCGAGCAUGUACUGAAGCGCGGCGACUCCGAGGCGAUUGCAUACGCGUUCUUCCAUUUGGCGCACUGGAAGCAGAUCGAGGGAGCCCUGAAUCUGCUCCACUGCACAUGGGAAGGCACCUUCAGGAUGCUGCCUUAUCCGUUGGAGCGUGGCCAUCUCUUCUAUCCAUACCCGACGUGCACGGAAUGCGCCGACCGGGAAUUGCUGCCGGCGUUCCACGACGUCAGCGUAUAUCCGAAGAAAGAGCUUCCUUUCUUCAUUCUCUUCACCGCCGGUCUGUGCUCCUUCACGGCGCUGUUGGCCCUGCUCACCCAUCAGUACCCGGACACGAUGGGCGUAGUCGCCCGCUCGAUGCUCGCUUGGUUCUCCCAUCCGUUCUACUACAUCCUGGACAAGCUGGAAGCCAUUUUACCCUCCAACUUACUGCAGCAGCUCUCUAGAAUAUAAGACUGUUUCUAUGAUCUCCGUAAAUUAUUAUUAGCGAUUCGAUUGUACGUACUUGUUUAGAAUGGACACAUCGUUGUAUGGACACAAAGAUAACUAAAAGCGCAGAAGCAUAAUAUAAGUAAAGCCUCGAAUCUCAUACAUAUAUAUAUAUAUGUGUGUAUUAUAUAUAUAUAUAUAUAUAUAUAUAACGUAAGCAUCUUAGUCGACGGAAUAACUAGCAUUGAUUACACGCAACCGAUCAAAAAUAUAGUCCGUCGGAUACGAUAAUCGAGCAUUUCGCAGGUUCGGCCGCUCGUAUAUCAUACAUCUGCCUUUUACGUGAUUUUCUGUACAACAGCUUUUAGUGCGCAGCGAUGCGCAAUAAUUUCGCUAUAAAAUUUAUUAUUAUACUUGUGAUAUACUUAUUGUUUCUCCUUCUUUUCCUUCAUCUCCGACUUCUCAAGCGUUCCUUAAAUCCUAAAUGUAAGCUUCGAUUUGCAACUCCCUGCUGACUAAUAACGAUGUCUUGUAGUAACGAUUGUUUACUUAGUAUCAUAAGACCAACCCAGUAAUCUCAAUGCCCGCUGAUGUACCCGAAAAUAAUAAAAAGAGUCAGGACAA
Messenger RNA from Harpegnathos saltator (Jerdon's jumping ant), 2543 nucleotides. Its product is annotated as protein ST7 homolog. Gene Ontology annotation, molecular function: protein binding. Bases 393 to 1943 code for a protein of 516 amino acids. The transcript is spliced from 2 exons. The record is from RefSeq and is a predicted model, not a curated record. Lineage: Eukaryota; Metazoa; Arthropoda; Insecta; Hymenoptera; Formicidae.